CAAGGGGCGGGUCGUCCGGAGGACGGUGGUGCGGACGCAGCAUGUCGGCGGUGACCCGGUUGGCGCCUCUGGCUCGCGUCGGAGGCCGCCUCUUCCGAGGUAGAGGCGCGCUGGCGGCUGCAGGCGGUGGAGUCCGUCAAAUUGCCUGGGUGUAUGAACUAGAGCACAAUACCUGUUUAAAACAUCCCCAUUUCAAUGCAGAGGUCGCAUGUCAGGAGUAUAUGCUUUUUUUUUUUUUGAAUGGCUAUCACCAGGGUCACUUUACAUAUCCUGAUCCUUCCCAGUGGACAGAUGAAGAAUUGGGUAUCCUUCCUGAUGAGGAGGAUUGAAAGUAUAAACUCAAGCCUUUUAAGAAGGAACCAAGUGAGAAAUUUCAAGGAAGUAUGGACUUAAUGUUGUACACUAAAGUUGUAAAUUAAAAAAGGCUUGGCCAAGAAUGAG
This is a messenger RNA of Dipodomys ordii (Ord's kangaroo rat), 441 nucleotides long. RefSeq names its product NADH dehydrogenase (ubiquinone) 1 beta subcomplex, 2, 8kDa (gene Ndufb2). Bases 42 to 329 code for a protein of 95 amino acids. Gene Ontology annotation, cellular component: mitochondrial inner membrane. The transcript is spliced from 4 exons. NCBI's taxonomy places the organism in Eukaryota, Metazoa, Chordata, Mammalia, Rodentia, Heteromyidae. The record is from RefSeq and is a predicted model, not a curated record.